This is a messenger RNA of Arabidopsis arenosa, 1891 nucleotides long. The record is from the annotation of a GenBank genome assembly. NCBI's taxonomy places the organism in Eukaryota, Viridiplantae, Streptophyta, Magnoliopsida, Brassicales, Brassicaceae.
AAUUAGAAAUCGAAUCGAAAAAAUCGCCUAACAACCGAAGAUUCUCAGUGUGCACGAGAAAAUGGCGAAAUCAAUGGCGACGCUAGAUUCUGGCACCACAUGUUCCUCCUGGAAUCACUCCGGCCACCGAUUAGCCACCGGAUCCCUCGACGGAAGCUUCUCCGUAUGCCACUCCUCUACUCCGUCUUCUUCUUCUACUUUCACUUGCACUUCCAAAGUUAGGGUUAGUGAAUCGAGUAUCGUAAAGAUCGUUUGGUUGCCUUCAGAGUACGGCGAUGCAGUAGCCUGCAUUUGCGAAGAUGGGAGCUUAUCAACUUGGGAGGAGCUCUCUGAAGACUCACAUGCUCUUGAGUGGAAAUUGUGUAAGAGUAUAAAGAACAAGUCUAGCCAAGUGCUCGAUGUUCAAUUUGGAGUUUCCAGAAAGAGUCUAAAGAUGGUUGCAGCAUAUUCUGAUGGGUACCUUAGGGUUUUUGAGCUGUUGAAUCCUUUGGAACUAAAGAAUUGGCAACUUCAGGCCGAGUUUCAGAAUGUGAUCGAUUCUCUAUCGACGCUCGGUAAACCUUCAAGCUUAUCUGCAUCUGUUUCUUGGAAUCCGAUGAAAGGCGAAGAGCAAGAACCAAGCUUUGUUUUAGCCUUCAACUCUGACUCUCCACAUCUUAACUCUUCCAAGAUAUGGGAGUUUGAUGAAGCUCAUAACAGAUGGUUGGCAGUAGCAGAAUUAGCCUUACCAGAAGACAAAGGUGAUCCAGUUUAUGCUUUGUCAUGGGCUCCAAAUAUUGGCCGACCAUACGAGGUUGUUGCUGUUGCAACUCAUAAAGGCAUAGGAAUAUGGGAUGUUGGUCUAGCUCCUGAUCUUGAAGGAAGGCUUCCAGUAAAGAAGGUCUCCUCACUUUCUGGCCAUCAAGGCGAGGUUUGGCAGAUGGAAUGGGACAUGAGUGGCAUGACUUUAGCUAGCACUGGAAGUGAUGGACUGGUCAAAUUGUGGCAGUCAAACUUAAACGAGGGCACAAGGUUUAAGUCUAGUAUUGGAGAAGCGCUGAGGAAGGUUGAGGGGAAGUUGAGGAGUGUCAAGGCUGUUUCGGAAGCGAGGAGAGACAUGAUUCUGAUAAAUUCUAACUCUCCGACGCUAAUCUCAGCCGUUAGAUUUGUGGGCUCAUCUCCGUUCACCACUCGGGGGCUUUCUCAGUCUACUGUCUCAAUCUCUAGAAACAAAAGCUUCUUCUUGCACUUCACCGAUACGAAGGAGAAGAAAUCAAGAAGAGAUGAUUUGAGAGUAUCAAUCGUGUGUGACGCAGGAGGGAUGUUUCCGGUGGAUCCAUGGGCUCCAACCAUUGAUUCACAGAGCAUAGCAUCACAACUCUUCGCUGUAUCUCUGUUUCCAUACAUUGGCUUUCUCUAUUUCCUCACUAAAUCCAAAUCAGCUCCAAAACUCACACUUUUCGGUUUCUACUUCUUGCUUGCCUUCGUUGGAGCUACAAUUCCUGCUGGGAUUUAUGCUAAGGUGCAUUAUGGAACAUCGUUGUCGAAUGUUGAUUGGUUACAUGGAGGAGCUGAAUCACUUCUUGCUCUUACCAAUCUGUUUAUCGUGUUGGGUCUUAGACAAGCUUUGAGGAAAUCUGAAGAUGAUGAUGAUAAACUUGGUAAUGAUGAAGAAGCUUCAACAACUCAAGAACAAGAGAAAUCUUCAGUCUAGUAAAACAAAUGUAAAUAUGUAGUUUUCGAAGUCACUUCCUCUUUAAUCAGCUUGUAUAUUAUACAACUCAAUGGGCAUCUAAUUCCGAUUUUAAACGCGUGAGUUCAACGCUAGUUUUAGAUAUUUGGUUCUUAUUUGGUUUUUUAUCUUAAUAUGCUAAAGUAACAUUUUGUGGAGGUAUAAAUCCGAUUGAGAAUG